Molecule: messenger RNA, 1705 nt
Organism: Mugil cephalus (flathead mullet)
Lineage: Eukaryota; Metazoa; Chordata; Actinopteri; Mugiliformes; Mugilidae
Product: cadherin-1-like
Exons: 11
Coding region: 50-1690 (546 amino acids)
Biological process (GO): calcium-dependent cell-cell adhesion; cell morphogenesis; homophilic cell-cell adhesion
Cellular component (GO): adherens junction; cytoplasm; plasma membrane
Molecular function (GO): calcium ion binding; cadherin binding
Source: RefSeq, a predicted model, not a curated record
UGUUUGAGAAUUUCACAAUAUUGCUUAAGAAGAGAAGACUUACAGACAGAUGGCGACCACUUGGGUUGCAGUUUGGGGCAUCUUCCUGUUACAGGCUUCACAUUUAGUGACUGCUGAGGAGCCAUGUGCACCUGGAUUUGAGUCAGACAUGCUGAUUUUCAACGUGACCAGAAAACACCUUUGGCUGGGCAUGAAUAUUGGCAAAGUGAGUUUCACUGACUGCACAGACCGCACGAGAUUCCUGUUCAGAAGUUAUGACAGCCGUUUUAUGGUCCAGCCUGAUGGAACACUAACGGUAAAGAGACAGGUUGUUCUCCAUGAAGGGCAUAGAGACUUCUUCAUCCAGUCCUGGGACUCACAAGGUCGCAAAAUGACUGUUCCUGUCAGGGUAUUAUACGAUGGGCAUCACGUGAACUACCCCCAAGAGGUUGAACAUCAACAUGGGGACCACACACGUCACAACCAUCAGCACCACCUUACUGAAACAGGCUCUGCUAGUAACACAGAGGUACCCAUUCUGUAUUUCCCGAAGUCUGGUGAAGGACUAAGGAGGAGAAAGAGAGACUGGGUUAUUCCUCCAAUCUCUGUUUCUGAGAAUGCUGGAGGACCCUAUCCUUUAUAUGUGUCUCAGAUCCGUUCUAGUGAAGAUGCAAAAAAGAAGAUCUUUUACAGCAUCACUGGCCCAGGAGCUGAUGAGACUCCUAUUGGUCUUUUCACUAUGGACAGAAUCAGUGGUGUUCUGUAUCUCACACAACCACUUGACAGAGAGACACAGACGAACUACAUGUUAAAAGCGCAUGCUGUGGCAGAAGGUUCGGGAACAGCUGAGGACCCUAUGGAUAUUAUAGUCAACGUAAUUGACCAGAAUGAUAACAAGCCUACUUUCACUCAAGAGACCUUCACUGGAGCAGUUGCUGAGGCCUCGCCAAUUGGUUUUGAGGUAUUACAGGCUCUGGCCAUAGAUCUUGAUGAGCCAAAUAAUGCCAACUCAGACAUUCGCUACAUUAUUUUGGACCAGGAGCCAAAGCAGCCUGCUGACAACCUGUUUGCGAUCAACCCAUUAACUGGAGUCAUAAGAGUAAAUGCUGGUGGCCUGGACAGAGAGAAAUACCCACAAUACACUCUAAGGAUCCAAGCAGCAGAUAUGAAGGGAGAUGGCUUAAUUGGACUAACAAAAGUAAUCCUGGAUGUCACUGAUAGCAACGACAAUGCUCCAACCUUCACUCAGUCCUCUUAUGAGGCAACAGUUGAAGAAAAUAAAGUGGACACCUUGGUUGUGAAAUUAUCUGUAGAAGAUAAAGAUGAGCCAAAUACCCCAGCCUGGAAAGCCAAGUUCGUGAUUGUUAGUGGUGAUCCUCAAGGUUUUUUCACUGUGAAAACAGGAAGUGAAGGACAUGAAGGAAUCAUUACUACUGCCAAGGGUCUUGACUUUGAGAGGACCAGCAAGUACACUCUGUUAGUUGCAGUGGAAAAUGAGGUUCCUUUUGCUACUCCACUGCCCACUUCCACUGCCACAGUGGUGGUGAAUGUGCAGGAUGUCAAUGAAGCUCCAGUAUUUGAUUCAACAGAGAAGCUUGUGGCAAAACGGGAAGACCUUGCUGUCGACAGUGAGGUGAUCAAACCCCACAAGAGACGGGACUCUAGACUUAUCUGUGUGGAAGGUUUGUGGCUUGAAAGCAAAGAUAUUUGAGCACUGCAUAAAUCC